This is a messenger RNA of Quercus robur (English oak), 627 nucleotides long. Its product is annotated as MFP1 attachment factor 1-like. The coding region runs from base 23 to 388 and encodes 121 amino acids. Gene Ontology annotation, biological process: lateral root development; mitotic cell cycle. NCBI's taxonomy places the organism in Eukaryota, Viridiplantae, Streptophyta, Magnoliopsida, Fagales, Fagaceae. The transcript has a single exon. The record is from RefSeq and is a predicted model, not a curated record.
AACACACUUGACUACCAAGGAAAUGGCAGUCGCUGCAGCACCCAAACCCGAUAACUCAAAAUUCUCCUUCAACAUUUGGCCCCCCUCACAGCGGAUCCGCGACGCCGUGAUCGUCCGCCUCUCCAAAACCCUAUCAUCCUCCGACUCCAUCCUCUCCAGCCCCAACCUCUACCAACCCGUCCCCGCCGACGAGGCCUCCUCCGCCGCCCGCGUCAUCGAAGACCAGGCAUUCUCCGCCGCCGACGUUUCCUCCGUCGCCGAUGGUGACGUGGACGGAAAAAUCGAGACCCUUAGUGUGUACGCGAAGGAGAUCAGCAAGCGAGCUCUGGAAAUGCUCAAAUCUAGGGCUGCUCAGGUCACUACUGAGGAACUCUCUUCUGCUAAUUAAUCCCGAAUCUUCUUAAUCUGAUUUGAUUUUCUUCUUGGUUUUUGAUUGCAAUGCUUGUAUGCUAUGUGUUUGCGGAAUUGAUGAUCGGCCUUGUAGAUAAUUUUGCCUUGUAGAUAAUUUUGCUUUAUAAGAGAAUGCUAUACGGGUUGUUUAACUAUCGAUUUGUAUUGUAUGGUUAUUUUUAUUGUAAAUUUGAAGUUUUGUGUUUGAAAAUGAAGGGAUAGCAAGCAUUUAGUAUC